CCACAGACAAACCCCCCCCCCCCCCCCCCCCCCAAAAAAAAAAAAAAAACAGCUCGUCCUACGCAGCAAGCGACUACACCAGAUGCUGCGUUAAUGUGUCGGACGUUUACCUGACAGGCCUGGCCGAGGUCUGAGCCGUUACCCACGGGGAGACAUUUAUUUCUUCAUAUGGGAGAAGCAUGCGGGAGAUGGUCGGAGGCUGCUGCGUGUGUUCAGACGAGCGGGGCUGGGCGGAGAACCCGCUGGUGUACUGCGACGGACACGGCUGCAGCGUCGCCGUUCACCAAGCAUGCUAUGGCAUUGUCCAGGUUCCCACCGGCCCAUGGUUCUGCAGGAAAUGUGAAUCUCAGGAACGAGCAGCACGAGUAAGAUGUGAGCUGUGUCCCCAUAAGGAUGGAGCCCUUAAAAGGACAGACAGUGGUGGCUGGGCCCAUGUUGUGUGCGCGCUCUACAUCCCAGAGGUUCAGUUUGCCAACGUUCUCACCAUGGAGCCCAUCAUCCUACAGUAUGUCCCACAUGAGAGAUAUCUGAAGACGUGUUACAUCUGCGAGGACCAUGGGAGGGAGAGCAAGGCGGCCUGUGGCGCCUGCAUGACCUGCAACAGGCAGGGCUGCAGGCAGGCUUUCCAUGUUACCUGCGCCCAGAUGGCGGGUCUCUUAUGUGAGGAGGAAGGACCAGAAGCUGACAACGUUAAAUAUUGUGGUUACUGCAAGCACCACUACAAUAAAAUGCAGAAGAAAUUGCGCUCCAGUGAAAAUGCAAGCAGCUCCUUCAGUCAUUCCAGGGGGCGCUCCAGUUCUCCAUCACAGGAAAAACAUCAUCACCAUAAACAAAGGAAGAGUCAUAAAGACAAGAUCCGUCAAAAAGAGCGGCACAAGAAGUCUGCUGACGACCUGAGCUCCCCCUUAACAACAAGCAGUAUAGAAAAGAUCCCCUCCUCGCAUCAUAGCAGCAAGGACAGCGAAGGAAAGUCAAAGAAGCUGAGCUCUCACAGUCAUGGCCACCGCAUUAAGAAAACAGGAAGCCUUGGAAAAAGCUGCUCUUCCUCCUCAUGCUCCUCCAGCCCAUUUAACACAGGCGGAUCGCUGUCAGCAACUCAGGAUUUUCAUCAGUUCUCAUCUUCCUCCCGCUUGGAACGCGAGCACGACCGUGGAGGCGAUGACCACAAUGGAGAGAAGCGUAAGGAGCGUCACAGGAGGUCUGCAGUGCAGGAGGAGGAGGAAGAAGAAGAAGAAAAGCCUGAAAAAUAUGAAGAGGAGGAGGAAGAAGAAGAAGAGGAGGAGGAGGAGGAAGAUUGUAAAUUCCAAAAGCCGCCCGCAUUGACCCCUGCAGAUUGUCCCCUGGCAGGGUCUCAAAGUCAUGAGCGGACGGAGAGCAACUCAAGCCCCUUCGAGAACAAAGUCACCAUCUCCACCUUCGGCUCAAUCAUGCGCAUCACCUCCUCCUCAGGGCUGGGCAGCACCUGUAAAAUCCGCAAAAUCUCUUCCUCAGGUGACUACAAGCCCUCCAAAUCCCUCUCCAAGCCAACUCAGGCCAGCGUCCCUCCUGUAUUGGAGGACGCUGGCCUGAAAGACAAGAUCACACCCCCACCGCUGCCCAGAGAGAGGAGGCACCACAGUAACAAGAAGAGCCGCCAUGGCCCAGGUCGCCCGCGGGGCAGCAAGAACCGAGAGCGGAGGGAGGAGGACCAUCACCACCAUCAUGACUCCACAGCGCCGCCUCCCCCAGCCUUAAGCUCUUCACUCUACCAGAGCCCAUCAUCUGUGCCCCACCCUGCUUUCCCCUCCACUCUGCCUUCCACAUCUUCCUCUACAGCCUCCUCCUCCUCUGCAAGGAGUUUUUCUGCAGGUCGCAGCAGCUCUUUGCUCGGCUCCGGUAUCUACUCCAGUCUUAAGGACCCACUCACACUGGGUGGUGGAGUCUGCAGCACCCCUCUCGCCCUCAGUGGAGGAGUCUGCAGCACCUCCUUGUCCCUUGGAGGGGCAAUGUGUAGCACUUCUCUUUCCUCAGGACUCCUUUCAUCCCAUGGCUCCUCACUGUCUCUUCCGUCUGUCUCAAAAACACAGGUUCAUUCCAGUUCAAGCACCUCCUAUAGUCUGAACUCCUCUCAGCCGUUUACCGGCUGUCUCUCUACGGCAUCGACGCUGCCGCCUCUACUGAGCCAAGGCCAGACCUCACUGCCAGAGUCCGACAUUGAUGACUGCCGCUUCCAGUGUCAGGGAAACUCACCCAGAGAGAGUCUCUCCUCACAGUCUCCCAUGAGCUGUCUUCCUCUUCUGUUUGACCUGAGAGAUGGGCUGGGCUCUGGGGUCAGAGUCCGUCCUGAGAACGUCCCUCCUGCAAGCUCCCACAUCGAACUACUGUUGGAGAAACAUGGAAAUGGAGAGAUGGGAGUAAACAUUGUGGACAUGUUAAAGUCACUUCACUCGCUGCAGCAGGAGAACCAGCGCCUACAGGACCAGAUCCUCAGCCUGACGGCUAAAAGGGAGCGGCUGCAGUUGCUCAACACGGAGCUGGCCUCUCCUUUUCAGCCCCAUUUUCUCUCCGGACCGGGCCUGCACUCAUCCGCACAGAUCAGCUUUCUGUCAUCCUCUCAAGACCCCUUGAGCACCAAUAAGAGUCCUCUGUCCAAAAGCUGCUUCCUGAAUGACUCCUCCUUUGUUACUUCAUCAGAGGAGCUUCAUUCCGGCAGCCCGUCACGUAGCAGUUCCUCGCUCUCCUUCCAGGGAACCCCCCCUCCUCAGCCGAGCCCCGCCUCUCUUGGCCAGCCGCUGCUGAACGGUUUGAGCAGAGGGGCGACCGACAGUCUGGCCAGCAUCAGUCAGUCCGGCAGCACCACUCUGCCAGUGGUGGGUGGGCUCAUGGCGUCCAUCACGGGGAGUCCCCAGCUGAACAUGAACGGCGUGCUCGGCGGGCUGAAUGGCGUGAUCCAGUCUCCUGCACAGGGUGCUCAGCAGCCAGCGCUCCCUGCCCUUCGCCCCCAGCCUCCGCCGAUCAACCCCCAGUCACUGGCUCAGGGCUUCCAGCUUCCCAAGAACGUGAGCCCGUCUUCUCAUCUGACUGAGCAGCAGAAGCAGCUUCUUCUCGAGCAACAGCAGCAAUUCCAGCAGUUCCUCGCCUCACACAACUUCACACCGGAGCAGCAGGCAGUGAUCUACCAGAUGCUGCAUCAACAGAGACAGAGGGAGCUGCAGCGCCUCACGCUGGCCGGAGCGCUCAGCUCAGCCCCUAACUCACCCAUGAUCUCCCAGUCGCCCAACCUGCUGUCCUCAGCGACAGCAUCUCCCCUGCAGGGCGGUCCAGGAGGUGGUCUCUUUGGUGUGCAGGACAACGUGCUCCACAAACCCGGGGUGAGUGUCGCUGCAGGAUUCUAGCUGUGCUCAGAAACA
Molecule: messenger RNA, 3389 nt
Organism: Cyprinodon tularosa
Lineage: Eukaryota; Metazoa; Chordata; Actinopteri; Cyprinodontiformes; Cyprinodontidae
Product: protein AF-17-like
Exons: 19
Coding region: 180-3374 (1064 amino acids)
Biological process (GO): regulation of transcription by RNA polymerase II
Cellular component (GO): nucleus
Molecular function (GO): histone binding; nucleosome binding
Source: RefSeq, a predicted model, not a curated record